This is a messenger RNA of Nerophis ophidion (straightnose pipefish), 8832 nucleotides long. RefSeq names its product basal cell adhesion molecule (Lutheran blood group) (gene bcam). Bases 205 to 2061 code for a protein of 618 amino acids. Gene Ontology annotation, cellular component: plasma membrane. The record is from RefSeq and is a predicted model, not a curated record. Lineage: Eukaryota; Metazoa; Chordata; Actinopteri; Syngnathiformes; Syngnathidae. The transcript is spliced from 17 exons.
UUUUGUGCAGAUAUAUGAGGAGAAGUACCACCCGCGUCAGAUUACUCAGUGCGUGUGCGCGCGGUGGAGAGCUUUGCACUUGCAGAGAGAAGAUUGGGAACACAAGGUCUGCACUUUCCUCGCCGCCUGUUUGCGUGUCCACUUCUUGCCACGACCAGCAAAGUUGCCGAGAAAAGGAGAGAAAGAAGCCCCGCAGCUGUCAUCAUGGAGGUGAUUAGAAGAUCUGGACGUGCGUCUCUGGCCUGCACCUUGCUGCUCUGCACACUGCAAAUCUGCCGUGCGUCCGUGAGCGUGCAGGUGUCCCCGAAAGUGGAAGUGCUGAAAGACGCCAACGCCAAGAUGCCCUGCACGUACACCGUGUCAGCGUCCUCCAGCAACACCGUGGUGGAGUGGCAGUUCGAGGAGCAGGGAAUCAGGAAGCGAGUCGCUUACCGCACCGAGGGUGGCGAGACUAAAAGCGAGCAGGGCACCCCGCUGAGCGGCCGGGUGAGCGUCGACGAGGACUUCGCUCUGACCAUCACGUCGGUCAGACCCUCCGACGAGCUGGUCUACAUCUGCCAGGUCACCGCCGGACCUCAUGGCACCGGAGAAGCCGCAACUAACCUCAAAGUAUUCUUUGCCCCUGAGAAGCCAGACCUCACACGCCCAUCCAGUCAAGCCAUUUCCGUGGGAGAGACCACCAGCUCUGAGAUCGGGACCUGCGUGACGAUGAACGGACACCCCCUGCCGAGGAUCAUCUGGUUCAAAGACGGCCAACCGCUUCCUGAGGUCAAAGACCGGAAAGAAAAAACCUACAUGAUUCCCGCGGUGGUGAAGGAGGCGUCGGGUCUGUACACCAUCAAGAGCACCUUGUACAUGCAGCCCACCAAGGCCGACAAGGACUCGGUGUUCCAGUGCACGGUGGAGUACAGCAUGCUGGGGGACCAGAUCAAGCAGACCAAGUCCGACCCCAUCACUAUCAACCUCAACUAUCCCUCGGAAACUGCGACCUUUACCCUCCAGAACACUCUUCCCGUCAAGGAGGGCGAUAACGUCACCAUGCUGUGCGAGACCGACGGGAACCCUCAGCCGGAGUUUGACUUCACCAAAGAUGGUAAAUCCGUGAACGGUCUUGGCGGGGUCCUGAUGCUGAAAUCCGCCAAGCGGACCGACGGCGGCGUGUACAAGUGCACGGCCACCGACUUCGACAACAUCGACGCCGACCUCACGGGAGAGAUCAACCUGAGCGUGCACUACAUUGAUCCCAUGAGCGUGACUCCAGUGGAGCCUCAGGUCGUCAUGCUUGGAGACAAAGUGGAGUGGCAGUGCAAGACCAAGGCCUCUGCCCCGCACACCGUGCAAUGGAAAAAGGGCUCUGAGGUCCUCUCUCAGGAUGGAACUCUCUCCAUACAGGACGUGUCCUACACUAAAGCUGGAGAGUACUUGUGUGUCGGAGCCAUGCCGUCGGUGCCGGGACUGACAGCCCAGUCCAGCGUCACCCUCGCUGUCAAAGGAAAACCAAUGAUCGAGACGCCCGUGACUGGAGAAGUGUCCAAGGAAGGAGACAUGGUGUCCCUCAGGUGCUCGGCCUACGGCUCCCCCGCCCCUCAGUUCACCUGGAAGCCCUCGGGAAAAGAGUCAGUGACGGUGGAGGGCAUCAAGGUGGUGAGCACCGUCGUCCUCCCGGCCACCGCCGACGUCAUGAAGGGCGGCGUCACCUGCGAGGUCGCCAACGAGCACGGAACAGAUAGCAAGGCCUUCGUCGUCUCUCUCAAAAGAGCUUUUGACAACUCCGCCAACAGAGUGCUGCUCUCCGGAAACCCUGUGCUUAAGUCAGCCGACCAGCAGCAGGGAGGUUCCAGCGCGGUGGUGAUAGCCGUGGUGGUGUGUGUGCUGCUGCUUCUGCUGCUCGUGGGCCUCAUCUACUGCCUGAACAAGAAGAGCAAGCUGCCCUGCGGCAAGAAGGACAAGAUGGAAGUGGCGAGUGGAGAAGUGAACAAUGACAUUGUUGUGGAGAUGAAGAGCGACAAGGCCAAUGAAGAAGCCGGACUCCUCAACAAGAGGCCUCCCUCAGAACAGUGAUGAAAGAAGACGGACGGGAUGAUUAUCUGGAAGGAGGUGGGGGACAUGCGCAGCUGGCUUGGAUUCAGGGGGACUCCGGGGUGCUUAAUCCAACCCCCGAAAAGACGCCUUUAGAGAGCACACAACCAAUCACACCUUUGGGGUGACUCCUCGGCAGAGGAACGCGGUCCCACACCUACCAAAAAAUAAUAAUAAUUAAAAAAAGCAGUACUUUUUUUCUAAUCUACCCCAAACACAAGUUGAGUCUGCUAUUAAGGUGUGUCCUGCAGGUCUUCUGCCUGGCGAGUCUGUACUUAAAUCAUCUCUUUGGGGACAAAUCAUGUUUUGUUUGUGUUUUUCCUCACAACUUUUCAACUCACCACUCGGGGCUUCUGAAAAAUAUCACUUCUUUGUUUGUUUGAUGGCAUCACAAAGUGAAAACGGACAAAAGUACCGGGUCAGCCGCAGGUAGAUGGUGAAAAGCUAGCCCCGCCCUGCUUUAAAGGCCGCUUGGGGAGUUUUGGGUGGAGUUACUUCUCACUAGGGCUGGGCGAUACGGACUUUUAUUAAUCUCUCGAUAUUUUUAGUCCACGAUACACAUUAUAUAUCUCCAUAUUUUGCCUUAGCCUUGAAUGAACACUUGAUGAUUCUAUGUGUCUACAGCAGGGGUCACCAACCUUUUUGAAACCAAGAGCUAUUCUCGGGUUCUGAUUAAUGCGAAGGGCUACCAGUUUGAUACACACUUAAAUAAAUUGCCAGUAAUAGCCAAUUUGCUCACCUUACCUUUAAUAAAUAAAUCUAUAUAUAUAUAUAAAAAAAAUGGGUAUUUCUGUCUGUCAUUCCGUCGUACAUUGGGCCGUAGUUUGGGGCCCCUUCUUCUAGCGGGUGACUUUUCCAAUGAUGCUACAUUAGCAGUGCUGGUUCUUUUUGUUGCGACGCUUUUGCCGCAUGAACGUUCAACAUCUUCCCGCUUGAAGCCAAACCAACGCCAGACGAUGGACCCCCUGCUGGUUUUCUUGGGAAUUAAUACUUCCUUCAUUUGUUACCAGAUUUGCAUCUUCUCUCUCUAUCUCUCGUAUUACCACUCGCAGAAGCAGAGACAGGAAAGAGUGAGAGGAGCCUGUAGUGUAAUGCUCGCAGCUAAAAGCAACUGUGUGAUAACAUAUACUCCAAUAUCACCGUAUAGUCAUUUUCUAUAUCGCAGAGAGACGAAGCCGCGAUACAUCGAGUAUAUUCCAUAUAUCGCCCAGUCCUACUCCACACCAAACUCCUCCAAUAUAGAUUUGUUCAACAAGGCAUUCGAAAAAAAAUCUAAGACUUCUCUUGGUAGAUGAAGAAAUGGAUGCAGGGGUUUGUCCCAAUACUUUUGUCCAGGCUAUCAUUAUUGUAUGUGGCAAUCCCAAAAAUUUUUACGCAUACCACUCAUAACCCAGGGGGCCUACAGAAAAUGUAAGGAUGCUAAUGUUAGCAUGCUAACUUUUUGAGCUAGCUUUGCAACCGCUUACCCCGGAGUCAUGUAACUUGGUAUGUGACACUCGGUGACUGUUAGCAUGCAAACGAUAGCAUGCUAACCUUUUCAUCUAAUUUUCAUCUUUUUUUUCUAUUUCCGCUGUUAGCAUGCAAAUGGCAGCAUGCUAAUUUUUUCAUGUAAUUUUCAUCUUCUUUUUAGUUUUUUCCAUUUCCCCAGCCAUACACCUUAGAGUCAUAUAACAUGCUAACUAUUAUAAUACUCGCGUUAGCUUUCAAGGAUGCUAACGUUAGCAUGCUAACUUUUUGAGCUAGUUUUGCAACUGCUUACCCCAGAGUCAUGUAACUUGGUAUGUGACACUCGGUGACUGUUAGCAUGCAAACGAUAGCAUGCUAACCUUUUCAUCUAAUUUUCAUCUUUUUUUUCUAUUUCCGCUGUUAGCAUGAAAAUGGCAGCAUGCUAAUUUUUUCAUGUAAUUUUCCUCUUCUUUUUAGUUUUUUCCAUUUCCCCAGCCAUACACCUUAGAGUCAUAUAACAUGCUAACUAUUAUCAUACUCGUGUUAGCUUUCAAGGAUGCUAACGUUAGCAUGCUAACUUUUUGAGAUAGCUUUGCAACCGCUUACCCCAGAGUCAUGUAACUUGGUAUGUGACACUCGGUGACUGUUAGCAUGCAAACGAUAGCAUGCUAACCUUUUCAUCUAAUUUUCAUCUUUUUUUUCUAUUUCCGCUGUUAGCAUGGAAAUGGCAGCAUGCUAAUUUUUUCAUGUAAUUUUCAUCUUCUUUUUAGUUUUUUCCAUUUCCCCAGCCAUACACCUUAGAGUCAUAUAACAUGCUAACUAUUAUAAUACUCGCGUUAGCUUUCAAGGAUGCUAACGUUAGCAUGCUAACUUUUUGAGCUAGUUUUGCAACUGCUUACCCCAGAGUCAUGUAACUUGGUAUGUGACACUCGGUGACUGUUAGCAUGCAAACGAUAGCAUGCUAACCUUUUCAUCUAAUUUUCAUCUUUUUUUUCUAUUUCCGCUGUUAGCAUGGAAAUGGCAGCAUGCUAAUUUUUUCAUGUAAUUUUCCUCUUCUUUUUAGUUUUUUCCAUUUCCCCAGCCAUACACCUUAGAGUCAUAUAACAUGCUAACUAUUAUCAUACUCGUGUUAGCUUUCAAGGAUGCUAACGUUAGCAUGCUAACUUUUUGAGAUAGCUUUGCAACCGCUUACCCCAGAGUCAUGUAACUUGGUAUGUGACACUCGGUGACUGUUAGCAUGCUAACCUUUUCAUCUAAUUUUCAUCUUUUUACAUUUUUUUUCUAUUUCCGCUGUUAGCAUGCAAACGAUAGCAUGCUAACUUUUUCAUCUAAUUUUCAUCUUCAUUUUAGUUUUUUUUCCAUUUCCCCAGCCAUACACCUUAGAGUCAUAUAGCAUGCUAACUAUUAUCAGACUCGCCUUAGCUUGCAAGGAUGCUAAUGUUAGCGUGCUAACAUUUUGAGCUAGUUGUGCUGUGCAACCGCUUACCCGAGAGUCAUGUAACUUGGUAUGUGACACUCGGUGACUGUUAGCAUGAUAGCAGUGUGCGGCCCUCUGUGAAAAAAGUUUGGACACCCCUGUUCUACUGUAUUUUUUUUUUAUUUUUUUUUAUAGAGUAUGUCCUAUGUUCUCUUUACAGAAGUCCAAAACUUGUAGUGCUCUAAAAAGGUGUGUUCACACUUACCUCAUUCCCAAUCCAAAUCCUUAUUUUAUGCAUAAAUGCUUUACUUUGGUCCCAUGGCAAAAUUUUGCUUAGCAAACCGCACAAAAGUUGUGCACCAAAUAUAUAUUUGUUGCAAACCCCGGCGUCAGCUGCAAGGUAGCCCUAAUGCAGGCCUGGGCAAAUUAAGGCCCGGGGGCCACAUGCGGCCCUUUAAGCUUUUCAAUCUGGCCCACCGGACAUUUCCACAAAAAUUUUUAAAUCUUUAAGAUGGAAAAGUUAUGAUGUGCACUCAUGCUUUCUAAUGCCUGUAAGUCUUCAAGUAUACGAGAGGGUGUGUGACCUUCGUGUGUAGUCAAUAUUCAGUGUUUUAUCCGUCAUAGUUAACAUUGUAAAACCCACAUUCUUUGUUUUCAUGUACAUUCUGGGUGUCUCGUUCAGUAAAAAAUGUUUUAAAGAUGGUCAUUUAGCAUUCAAUCAGGCAUUAUUGUGAGGUUUUGUAUUAGCGUUCCUAAAAAUAGAUAUAACUGCAUACUUGCCAACCCUCCCGGAUCUUCCGGGAGACUCCUGAAAUUCAGCGCCUCUCCCGAAAAUGUCCCGAAAGUCAGGCUUAUCUGGAGGCCACGCCCCCUCAAGCUCCACGCGGACCCGAGUGACGUGUCGACCGCCUGUUUUCACGUCCGCUUUCCCACAAUAUAAACAGCCAGCCUGCCCAAUGACGUUAUAACUGUAGAAUGAUCGAGGGCGAGUUCUUGGUUUCUUAUGUGGGUUUAUUGUUAGGCAGUUUCAUUAACGUCCUCCCAGCGCGGCAACAACACACAACAACAGCAGUCACGUUUUCGUCUACCGUAAAGCAGUUUGUCUGCCGUAAACAGCAAUGUUGUGACCCUCUUAAACAGGACAAUACUGCCAUCUACUGUACAUGCAUAUGUGACAAUAACAUCUACGGCUUUUAGAGGAGGGGUUCUCAACCUUUUUUCAGUGAUGUACCACCUGUGAACAUUUUUUUUAAUUCAAGUACCCCCUAAUCAGAGCAAAGCAUUUUUGGUUAAAUAAAAAAAGAUAAAGAAGUAAAAUACAGCACUAUGUCAUCAGUUUUUGAUUUUUUAUAUUGUAUGACAGUGCAAAAUAUUGCUCAUUUGUAGUGGUCUGUCUUGAACUAUUUGGAAAAAAAAGAAAAUAACUAAAAACUUGUUGAAAAAUAAACAAGUGAUUCAAUUAUAAAUAAAGAUUUCCACACAUACUGCGAUGAGGUGGCGACUUGUCCAGGGUGUACCCCGCCUUCCGCCCGAUUGUAGCUGAGAUAGGCACCAGCGCCCCCCGCGACCCCAAAGGGAAUAAGCGGUAGGAAAUGGAUGGAUGGAUAGCUGUAAAUAUACUCCUUCCCUCUUAAAGGGGAACAUUAUCACAAUUUCAAAAGGGUUAAAAACAAUAAAAAUCAGUUCCCAGUGGCUUGUUGUAUUUUUUGAAGUUUUUUUCAAAAUUUUACCGGUCUCGGAAUAUCCCUAAAUAAAGCUUUAAAGUGCCUUAUUUUCGCUCUCUGCGAAGACACUGGCCAUUUCCCUGUGACGUCACACAGUGCUGCCAAUGUAAACAAACAAUGGGAAUACCACAGCAAGAUAUAGCGACAUUAGCUCGGAUUCAAACUCGGAUUUCAGCGACUUAAGCGAUUCAACAGAUUACGCAUGUAUUGAAACAGAUGGUUGGAGUAUGAAAGUAUUGGAGAAGAAACUGAAGCUAUUGAGCGAAUUCAUAGUCAUAGCAUGGCCGAAUAGCUGCGUUAGCAUCGCCGGUAAAAUGUGCGGACCAAACGAUCAGGACUUUCGCAUCUUUUGACACCGGCGCAACUUAAAUCCGUCGAUUGGUAAGUGUUUGUUUCGCAUUAAAUGUGGGUGGAAGGAAACGUAAUAUAGUUGCAAAUGCAUCUACAGGUUAUCCAUAGAUCUCUGUGCCAUGUCUGCUUUAGCACCGCCGGUAAAUAGCAUGUUAGCAUCGAUGAGCGUAGCAUGUUAGCAUCGAUUAGCUGGCAGUCAACAUCAACAAAACUCGUUGACUAUCGUGGCAAAUGCAUCUGCAGGUUAUCCAUACAUCUCUGUGCCAUGUCUGUCUUAGAAUCGCCGGUCAAAUGUGGAGACACUCUAGCACGUUCAAUGGGGGUCUGGCGGAAGACACUUUGGCAUCUUCGGGCCAGUGGUGCAACUUGAAUCCCUCCCUGUUAGUGUUGUUACACCCUCCGACAACACACCCACGAGGCAUGAUGUCUCCAAGGUUCCAAAAAAUAGUCAAAAAACGGAAAAUAACAGAGCUGAGACCCGGUGUUUGUAAUGUGAAAAUGAAAAUGGUGGGUGUGUUACCUCGGUGACGUCACAUUCUGAUGUCAUCGCCUCCAGCGCGAUAAACAGAAAGGCGUUUAAUUCGCCAAAAUUCACCCAUUUAGAGUUCGGAAAUCAGUUCAAAAAAUAUAUGGUCUUUUUUCUGCACCAUCAAUGUAUAUAUUGACGCUUACAUAGGUCUGCUGAUAAUGUUCCCCUUUAACCACGCCCCGCCCCCAACUCCCGACCACGCCCCCCACCAUUUACCUCCGGAAAUCGGAGGUCUCAAGGUUGGCAAGUAUGUAUACCGGCCCCCCAGAACACAUUGAUUUCUCUAAAUUUGGCCCCCGAGUCCAAAUAAUUGCCCAGGUCUGCUGUGAUGGGAGCUAUUUCUCCGCCGCUAGAAGAAUAAAAGCAUUCAAAAGCCCCAAUUUCCUGCCAGCAAGACAAAAUAGCUUGACAUUGAGGCUUGGAGGAGGAAAUGUUGCACACUUUCUGGUUAUUUCAGUGACAUUUAAAAAGUUGGAUGAAGAAGUCAGUGCAAGGAAGGGAACACAUUUGGGUUUUUUCUUGCUGUUUUUCUUUGUCCUGUUUUUCUUUCUUUUUUUUUUUACUACACAGCAAGUAUGGUAAAGGAUGUGGGUCUAUAUAUAUUAUUUUUGGUAGCGAUGCUUGACGUGGCCUUUGACUUGUGUUGUUGUACACUGGAAUGAAUGGCUUUGAGUUGAUAUAACAUUUAAAAAAUGACACAAAAGGUGACUUCUAACUACUAUCAGAGGUUUGUUUUGUAUUUCCAUGUCUUCACUACUGAUCUUGCCUCAAAAACCUUUGACUGUUAGCCAAGCUUUUUUGUUUUGAGUCGAGGUUUUCUAGCAGGGGUGUGAAAGCUUCAGUUCCCGGGCCCUAGAAAGCUCUCCACUGCUUUUAAUCCAACAUACUUAAGUUCUUUUAUUUUUCAAAACCUGUUUAUAAAAAGCCCAAACUAAUUAAAGCCAAAUGCUCACAAUGUGUUUUUUAAAUCAAUGUCAUUGCAAGGCCAUCAGAGGACUGAUCAGCCGAAGGUUUCUCACCUGUGCUUUAUUAUAAAUAUGAAAAAAAAAAAUGAAAAAAAAAAUUGUUAAGUUUGGAACUACUGACUUGUCAUUUUUCAGCUAGCAGAAUGUUUUUUUUAAGAUUAUUUUUUACUGCUUUGCUUCCUCUACUGUAAACUGUAUAUUUUGUGGUACGCUCUUGUGGUGUGUUGAUGUAUCUUUUUUUUUAUUUUUAUUAUUAUAUUGUUAUUAUUUUUUUCUGGCUGUGUAGAAUUUAUAAUGAAAACUGUCAAAAAAAAACAAAAA